Alosa sapidissima (American shad) is the source of this 1835-nucleotide messenger RNA. RefSeq names its product CSC1-like protein 1. Gene Ontology annotation, cellular component: plasma membrane. The coding region runs from base 173 to 1195 and encodes 340 amino acids. The transcript is spliced from 13 exons. Gene Ontology annotation, molecular function: calcium-activated cation channel activity. NCBI's taxonomy places the organism in Eukaryota, Metazoa, Chordata, Actinopteri, Clupeiformes, Clupeidae. The record is from RefSeq and is a predicted model, not a curated record.
AAGCAGGAUUCGGGAGGUUUUGAAGUGCACACCUAAGGACCCAACCAGCAAGGACAGCCAAGUGAAAUGUCAAAAGGCAACUGCUCACCCCGACAACAUUUACUGGGAGAAUCUGUCGGAUGAGGAUUUCCGUUGGUGGCUGAGAUAUCUCAUCCUCUUCCUGCUCUUCAUCAUGCUCCUCCUCUUCACUACCCCCUCCAUCUUCAUCAGCACCAUGGCCAAGUUGAACGUCACCAUUCCCUUCUCCUAUCUCAUUUCUCCAACUAUCAAGCAGUUCUUCCCAACUCUACUGCUGUGGAUGUUCUCCACUCUACUGCCACUGAUAGUCUACUGUUCUACAAAAGAAGAGGCCCACUACACCAGGUCCAGAGAGAAUAAGGUUAUGAUUUACAAACUCUUCAUCUUCCUGCUUUUGAUGGUGUUGAUACUGCCCUCUCUUGGCAUCACAAGUCUGGAUAUGCUCCAAAUCCUCCUGUUUGAUGACUCAUAUAAAGGCAGGAUCAAGCUAGAGUGUGUUUUCCUGCCGGAUCAGGGAGCUUUCUUUGUGAACUACGUCAUUACAUCUGCUCUAAGUGGUGCAGCGACAGAGCUCCUCUGGUUUCCACUGAAUAAGGUGUUCAACAGGGCAUGUAAAUGUUUCAUUAAGAAGAAGAACAACAAGACAUCCAAAAACCAGGCUUACGAGUUUCCAUACGGCGCCAUGUAUGCCUGGAAUCUGAGUGUGUUCACUGUGAUCAUGGCCUACAGCAUCACCUGCCCUAUCAUUGUACCUGCUGGUCUUGUGUAUCUUAUUCUGAAGCACCUGGUGGACAAACACAACCUGUACUAUGCCUGUGAGCAUUCCUACCUAGAUAGGCAGGUGCACCUUGAAGCUGUCAAUCUUGCCAUGGCUGCACCAAUCAUCUGCCUGAUAUGGUUGUACUUAUUCUCUGCACUUCAAGAAGGGUUCACAGCGUUGACAACUCUCUUCACCCUGGGGGUCCUCGUCAUCACCAUCACCAUCUGCUUCACCCGUAUCUGCUACGGCCUCUUCAAAGCAAACUCGGAUACACUUAACAAUGAGGCAAACCAGGAAAAAAAACCACCUAACACUGAGGAGGUUCUUCUAGGGGAAGUCCAAGGUGUAAGAGAGACUGCUGACACAGACAGAGACCCACAAGAUCUUCCCCUGAUAGAAGUGACCCCAAUGCAGUGACUCUCUAGUCCCAGACACUCUACUCUCCAGCAGCGUUGACCCAUACACAGUUACUCUCUAGUCCAGCAGCGUUGACCCAUACACAGUUACUCUCUAGUCCAGCAGCGUUGACCCAUACGCAGUUACUCUCUCAUUUGCUGUUUGUGACUUCUUGUAAAGACAUUUCUAAGAAAAAAAGGGGAAAAAAUAUAGCUUUUGAGUGUGUGAUUAUCUUGAUUUUUCAUAUGACUUGUGUACCUAUAGUGGAAGAAUUUGAGAAGGUGUUUGUUUGUUUGUAGGUAUUUGUUUUUAUCUUGCUGCAGGAAUGUACUGCAGCAACUGUAGCAAAAAUGAGAACAUAGGAUUUGUGCACCUCUAAUGAAGAAUUGCAGAAGUUUUAAGUGUGUUGUGUUUAUAGGAGAUACAUAUUUUUUGGACUGUCACAGUCCUGUAGCUUUUAAAUGUGUGUGAUUAUCUUGAUUUUUCAUAUGACUUAUGUAUCUCUAAUGGAAAAUUGAGAAGGUUGUGUUGUAUAGGCAUUUGUUUUUAUCUCACGUUAUUUUAAUGCAGUUGUGUAAUUGUGUGCUUUGUUAAGAGCUAAAAACAUAAACUUAAGCAUGAAUUAAUACAAAAUCUUCUAACAUCGCUUACAGGACCUUUU